CAAGAAAUCCCCGUGAAUCCCCGCCUCCGCAGUAGGGCGGUUACAGUAAACUAACUUUAACUUUACCAGUUCGUUCAUUUCUUAAAUAGGUUGACGUUAAACUAGCUAUAUCAGGAUGAUUUCCGCCGAGUCAAGCAAGUUUCCUGUGUGGUUUAUCAUCUUGGCUUUGCUCUCCCUCCUUGUGUCGGCUACCUCUUCUUCCAAUGAAGGGCAAAAUAGAAGCCAGCCUUGUGUCGAUGGCACAUACGAACAUGAGGGGAGGAACUGUUGUCUGUGUGGUGCUGGUCUGCACCUGAAAGAGCACUGCACUACGAAUCUACAAUUUGGAACAUGCGAGACCUGUCCUAAGGAGACAUACAGCAUUUACCCUAAUAACCAGAAGUCCUGUGAGCCCUGCACAUCCUGCUUACAACCCAAUGCCAAUCUAGAGGUGGAAGAACCUUGUACCCCUGCCAGGGACACUAGGUGUCGAUGUAAACAUAAUCACUAUUGCAGCAGCGACAUAAAACCCUGUAAAAUCUGCAACCCUUGUAAAGUAUGUGCUAAGGGUAUCAAAGUAGACUGUACAGCCAACAGUGACAGAGUCUGCAAUGACAAAACUGAAGGGGAUAAUAAAGUAGCGAUAAUAGUCGGCAUAAUUGUCAUAGUGGUUGUCAUUGGACUUGCUAUUGGACUCCUUUUGAAGAGGAGACGCAACCGAAAGAGACAACACCAAGUCGAACUGACAGAUUUUAAUGCAGCUGAGCAGAGUCAGUUUCUUAGAGCUCCAGUUGUGGAUCUCCAGCCUCACCUGCCUGACAUUGCAGAAGUGAUUGGAUGGAGGGAUUUGGAGGUUGUAGCGAUCCGCAGCUCUAUACCAAACACUGCUAUUGAGGCUUGUAAAAUUAACCACCCUCAUAGUAUUGAGGAGGCGACACUUGAACUACUAAAGAUCUGGGUGGAGAAGAAUGGCAGGGAGGCUUCAAGAAACUUGGUCCAAAUACUACAAAGGAGUGGUAAAAGGGACAAAGCAGAGAAGGUGAUGGAUAUAUUGUCUAGACCAAAUGCUGUAUGAACUACCAGUUGAGAUGUUUACAUGAUAGAAUUGAAAUGUAAAUACGGAUUUAAAGGUGUUGUUCAUUUUCAAAAUAUGUGUUGCCCAUUCACAAACUUGUCCUUUUUCAUGAAUAUUUACCUCCACCAUCAAUUCCAAGUAUUCCU
Sander lucioperca (pikeperch) is the source of this 1200-nucleotide messenger RNA. RefSeq names its product Fas cell surface death receptor (gene fas). NCBI's taxonomy places the organism in Eukaryota, Metazoa, Chordata, Actinopteri, Perciformes, Percidae. Gene Ontology annotation, biological process: extrinsic apoptotic signaling pathway in absence of ligand; motor neuron apoptotic process; activation-induced cell death of T cells. Gene Ontology annotation, molecular function: tumor necrosis factor receptor activity; protein binding. The transcript is spliced from 9 exons. Gene Ontology annotation, cellular component: CD95 death-inducing signaling complex; membrane raft; external side of plasma membrane. The record is from RefSeq and is a predicted model, not a curated record. Bases 116 to 1054 code for a protein of 312 amino acids.